This is a messenger RNA of Carica papaya (papaya), 1804 nucleotides long. RefSeq names its product histone deacetylase 6 (gene HDA6). Gene Ontology annotation, cellular component: nucleus. Gene Ontology annotation, biological process: epigenetic regulation of gene expression. The record is from RefSeq and is a predicted model, not a curated record. Gene Ontology annotation, molecular function: histone deacetylase activity. Lineage: Eukaryota; Viridiplantae; Streptophyta; Magnoliopsida; Brassicales; Caricaceae.
UGUUCCUCUCUUUCCCCGGAGAGUAACUCCACCGUCGAGCCGCACAUAGAGAAGGUUAGGACUUUGGAGUCGGAGUGUUUGCAGUACCUCAUGGCGGACGCGAUGGGAGGCGCGUCGCUGGCCUCUGGACCCGAUGGUAAGAAGCGCCGGGUUAGCUACUUCUACGAACCGACCAUCGGGGACUACUACUACGGCCAGAGUCACCCGAUGAAGCCCCAUCGGAUCCGGAUGGCCCACAACAUUAUUGUUCACUACGGCCUUCACCGUCGGAUGGAGAUCAAUCGACCCUUCCCCGCCGGGCUCGCUGACAUACGGAGAUUCCACAGCGAUGAUUACGUCGAAUUCCUCGCCUCCGUCUCACCGGAGUCUCUCGGUGACCCUGCCUACUCUCGCCACCUGAAGCGCUUCAACGGCGAGGACUGCCCCGUCUUCGACGGCCUCUUCCCCUUUUGUCAGGCCUCUGCUGGUGGUUCUAUCGGUGCCGCCGUCAAGCUCAACCGGUCCGAUGCCGAUAUAGCCAUCAACUGGGCCGGCGGUCUCCACCAUGCUAAGAAGAGCGAGGCUUCUGGUUUCUGCUAUGUUAAUGACAUUGUGCUUGGCAUUCUUGAGUUGCUCAAGGUUCACAGGCGUGUGCUCUAUGUAGAUAUCGAUGUUCACCAUGGAGAUGGUGUGGAGGAGGCAUUUUAUACGACAGACAGAGUCAUGACUGUGUCUUUUCAUAAAUUUGGAGAUUUCUUUCCAGGGACUGGGCACAUUAGGGAUGUCGGAGUAGGAAAUGGGAAAUAUUAUGCUCUUAAUGUCCCUCUAAAUGAUGGGAUGGAUGAUGAAAGUUUUAAAGGUCUGUUUAGACCCAUCAUCCAAAAAGUAAUGGAGGUGUAUCAGCCAGAUGCAGUUGUUCUCCAGUGUGGAGCGGAUUCAUUAUCUGGUGACCGGUUAGGAUGCUUCAACUUGUCUGUGAAGGGCCAUGCAGAUUGCCUUCGAUUUCUUAGGUCUUACAAUGUUCCUCUGAUGGUGCUAGGUGGGGGAGGUUAUACUAUUCGGAAUGUCGCCCGUUGCUGGUGCUAUGAGACAGCGGUUGCAGUUGGGGUGGAACCUGAUAACAAAUUGCCUUAUAAUGAGUAUUAUGAAUAUUUUGGCCCGGAUUAUACCCUUCAUGUUGAACCAUGUAACAUGGAGAAUCUGAACUCACCCAAAGAUAUGGAAAAGAUAAGGAAUAUGUUACUAGAGCAACUUUCAAGAAUAUCUCAUGCUCCUAGUGUACCUUUCCAGACUACCCCACCAACUACUCAAGUGCCAGAAAAGGUGGAGGAGAACAUGGAUCAAAGGCCAAAACCACGCAUUUGGAAUGGUGAAGAUUACGAGUCAGAUCCUGAUGAUGAUGAGAAGCCGCGUCAUAUUUUCUCAAAUUCUGAUGGUCGACUUGUGCAAGAUGUUGAGAUGAGAGAUGCUGCAUAUGAAGUGAAAGAAGAGAAGGCAGAACCAAAGCCACCGUCUUGACAUCGAUCCACUUGCUUUGUUGUCAGAGACUUGUGUUGUCCCUGACAUUUGUAUCAGAGGUCAUACUUAGUCUCAGAGCUUAUAUGUGAAGCCAAUUAGGUGAUUUUUUUUUUUUUUUUUUGGUUGAAAUGUUACCUACCAUUGUACCAGUUGAUUGCCCCUCCCUUUUGCUUGAACUGACAAAUAUGUUUAAGUUAAAAUACAGAGCCAGGAAAAGGCUAUCAAUACAAGAGGCUCACAGUGUGUAGAAGAAGAAACUUAAAUACGAAAUUACAGUUGGUUUUGUAGGAGCACUUGAUUCAUAUCA